This is a messenger RNA of Strongylus vulgaris, 170 nucleotides long. The record is from the annotation of a GenBank genome assembly. NCBI's taxonomy places the organism in Eukaryota, Metazoa, Nematoda, Chromadorea, Rhabditida, Strongylidae.
AUGAUGCUUCGGAGCAGAAACAGUAGUAACGUGAACAUUGUGAACAACCAAAAACCAGGAGAAGUGAAACGCGGAAAGAAACAGUCGAUUUUACCCGGUGAUGACCCGCUCGAGCCUAAGGCUAAACGACCUGCAUUCGCUGACCUUAGCCGGGUCAGUAGCCUCUGAUG